AUGAAUCAGUUAACCCCACCUCUCGCCUAUAGAUUAGAAGAAGGCAACACGUGUGUCUGCGGCCGGGCUGACACCUGGUCCCCCCCCCGGCAGCCACAAAGUGGGACCUUCGGCUGCCAGUCGGUGUCGGAGAUGAUGAGGUUCUACACCGAGGAGGUCCUGCCCACCGCCCGGAAGACCAGUGCCCACCACCAGCAGAGCGUGGACGACCUGGGCAACCUGCUGCUGGACCUGAAGGCGACCAUGAGGCGCUGUCACAGAUUCUUCACGUGCGAGAAGAGGAGCAAAACCAUGAAGCACAUCAAGGAGACCUUUGAGAAGAUGAACGAGAAUGGAAUCUACAAGGCCAUGGGGGAGUUUGACAUCUUCAUCAACUACAUCGAAGAGUACUUGAUGAUGAAGAAGAAGUAGUGAAAACGCCCACGGGUCUACAUCUUUCACACAAAAUCCUGCUAUUUUUUUCAGAAAUCACUUUAGGCUGGAAGAGCACACAAGAGAUUAAGUUAUCUUAGGGUUCAAAGUUUAGUAUUGUAUUUAGAACUUAUUUUUUUUACAACUGAAUUUAAUAUUUAUUAAUUUUAAUACCUCAGUGUUUAUGUUUACAAUAUGUUUUGAAGGAAAGUGUGAUGAGCUUGUAAAAUACUAUUUAUUGUUCGAUAUUUUAAAACUGUUUAUGAUAGAGUUAUUUUAUUCAUAGCUUCAAAACACCCAGAGCAGUGUUCCUCUGGGGAGCAGAGAACGAGCAAAGCUUAUCCCAAGUGCAAUUCCACUGGGCAUGGUCGCCUGAUCAGGAGCAACUCCAGCUCAGAGCUCAGCAAAGUUUAAUUUUAAGCAAAUGAGCGCUCUCCUCCUGUUCUAUCCCUCUAUUUAUUUAGGCAAUCCAACGCUUUUAUGCACAACCACCUCACUGUCUCUGGUUCUGCAGUGGGAAUUAGGCACUGAAAUAUUCAAUAUUAUUCCAUGGCCUUGCACUGAGCAAGAUAAUCAUAAAUGUAACACAGGGUGGUUUUUUCCUCCUGCGCAAAGAGAGCAAUGCGGAGGAGGAAGAGGAGGAGGAGGAGGAGCUGUACUCCUAUGAGCACGCGACCAUGCCACGGCAAUGAAUCAGUUAACCCCACCUCUCGCCUAUAGAUUAGAAGAAAGAGAAAUAGUAGUAGGAGUGAAAUGUUUGGUUCUAAUAGAACUUGACUCAAUCGUUGCUAAAGGGCUGGCUCCAGAGCUGCUGGGUCGGCCACUCUGCACUUUCAAAAGUUAAUCUUACUAUUUUCCAGUCUUUGAUUGGGUUUUACUUGCUGUUUUAUUGUGGUUUUGGUUUUUUGAGGUUUUUUUUUCUGUUUGUUUUUUUUUUUUCUUUUAUAAGUUAGAGGAUAUUUAAUUAACCACCAUUUUAAGGUGGCUUGGGUAAUUUGCAUUCAAAUACAUAAAGCUGCCCGCAGCACUGACAAUAUUCGGGGUUGUGUUAUUUCUAAUCCUGCGCACGGGGUCGGGGAGGGGGGGGGCAGUGUGCCCCUGAGAGGGGCUGAUUUUGGGGCUCCCUUCUCCCUGCCCAGCCUCCUGUGACCCCCCGUGGGCCAGAGGAAAACCCCGUGACCCAGAGGCAUUUGCUCCUAAUAUUUAGGAGCAUCAGGGCACCAAUAGGAUGAAACACUGUCAGUUCGCUGUUUGCUUUGUAAGUUACCACUGCGGAGAGGCUAUUUAUAUUUGAUUUAUUCUCUGUGGCUGUUUAUGGUGACAGAAGGGCAUUCCCACUGGCAGCCUGCCCCACGGGAACUGGGGAUCCCAGCCCAAGAGCAGCCCCGAGCAGGAAUGCGGCUCCGUGGGUCGCUCCUGCUGCUGGAAGCAACGGGGUGGCAUCAGCUCAAGGGCAGAGCGGGAGCCAAAGGCUGUAAAACUUAAUUUAAGCUUCUUACCAGGACACGUUAAGUUCCCGUUGAGCCAACUCUGUACUUGCUUUUUCCACCAAAUGCCUUGAUUUCAGUCAAGGAUGGCCCCAGACCUUUGCCAAGAGCAUCCGCAGCUCCGUUCCAGGAAGGUUCAUGCUGGUGGGGGGGGACACCUUGGCCACGGCUUCUGGCACUGUGUGAACUUUCUUGUCUUCAUCUGUAUGAAAGAAAAUCUUUUAUUUUUGCUAAUAAAGACCUUUUAACGAAUAAAGCUUCUGUUCUGUUCUCGCAAGUUGUUAGCA
This is a messenger RNA of Calidris pugnax (ruff), 2185 nucleotides long. Its product is annotated as interleukin-10-like. Gene Ontology annotation, biological process: immune response. NCBI's taxonomy places the organism in Eukaryota, Metazoa, Chordata, Aves, Charadriiformes, Scolopacidae. Gene Ontology annotation, cellular component: extracellular region. The transcript is spliced from 4 exons. Bases 1 to 411 code for a protein of 136 amino acids. Gene Ontology annotation, molecular function: cytokine activity. The record is from RefSeq and is a predicted model, not a curated record.